AUGGCUGCCUUCAUUGCAAAGCAGAUGAUGGGCAAUCAGCUCAAUGCCGUCAAAGGCCAAAUCGGAGGGGAGGGCGAGACCUCAGCCGAGGACAAGGAAGCUGAGGCAGAGGCUGAGGCCGAACGACUUGAAGCCCUCCGCGAAGCCGAGGACCGUCGCAAGGAGAAGCACCGCAAAAUGGAGGAGGAACGCGAAAGAAUGCGUCAGGGCAUCCGGGACAAGUACGGAAUAAAGAAGAAGGAAGAAAUCAAGCCCGAACCCGAGGAAGACAUGGGACCCGCCGGAUUGAAUCGACGGAAGAAGACUCCGGAAGAAAUCGCAGCGGAAAACGAAGCUGCUGAACAAGACGAGCUCACCAAGCUCAAGAACACCAUCGAAACGCAAGUGAACGAACUCAAAACGCAGAUGGAAGGGAAAUGCAGCUUACAGUAGAUGUUGGCGCAGCGAAAUCGCAGAUCGAUGCCGUUCCGUGAUGGGAUCUUGAGUCUCGACUGGGGAAAUCAUCAGAAUCUCAACGAGAGACGAGCAAGCUCGGAAUUCAAACGACCCGAUUGGUCUUCGAAGAAAGUAGAAAUUCGAAAUGAAACUCGAG
Molecule: messenger RNA, 592 nt
Organism: Galendromus occidentalis (western predatory mite)
Lineage: Eukaryota; Metazoa; Arthropoda; Arachnida; Mesostigmata; Phytoseiidae
Gene: cpx
Product: synaptic transmission protein complexin
Exons: 4
Coding region: 1-432 (143 amino acids)
Biological process (GO): neurotransmitter transport; synaptic vesicle exocytosis; regulation of neurotransmitter secretion
Cellular component (GO): SNARE complex; terminal bouton
Molecular function (GO): syntaxin binding
Source: RefSeq, a predicted model, not a curated record